This is a messenger RNA of Sitodiplosis mosellana (orange wheat blossom midge), 4195 nucleotides long. RefSeq lists its product as uncharacterized. NCBI's taxonomy places the organism in Eukaryota, Metazoa, Arthropoda, Insecta, Diptera, Cecidomyiidae. Gene Ontology annotation, cellular component: nucleus. Gene Ontology annotation, molecular function: DNA-binding transcription factor activity, RNA polymerase II-specific; RNA polymerase II cis-regulatory region sequence-specific DNA binding. The record is from RefSeq and is a predicted model, not a curated record. The coding region runs from base 940 to 2856 and encodes 638 amino acids. The transcript is spliced from 4 exons. Gene Ontology annotation, biological process: regulation of transcription by RNA polymerase II.
GUACAAAACGAUUGUGUGUGAUGAACUUUUUUUCUUCUAUCAUUGCUUAUAACAUUCAGGCUAAUAAUUUGCCACUUGUAUAUCGUGUACGUGUAGCAACUCCAAAAGGAGUCAUCCAUUUGUCAAUUAUUUGCAAAAAAAAGUAAUAUUUUUCUAUCUGGCUUCACUUGCCCAGCCGAAAAGAAUGUGUUGAUUUUGUAAAUGAUUUGUCAAAAUCUCUGUGUAUUUGUAUCAACAUUGGAAACGACGCCAUAUUUAUUUCGCAUUCAGUGAGUUUUGGGAUACACACUGUGUGUACAAUUGAAUUUGGUUUGUGCACUAAAAAAGCCCUUAUAAGAUAGAAACACAAAGUUCAUACAUUAAAUUUGAGUGAUUUUUUUUUUGUGUACACAAACAACAUACAUAUUCUGAAUUUGCACGAGACAAACCCGAACAGUGAAAUUUUUACUGUACACAUCUUCAAUGAAUCGAGUGUGAAGAAAAAUAAAUUAUUGGUGCAUAUAUUUUUGUAGUGGUUUUCAUUUAUUUUAUUAAUUUUUUUUCUAUUGUAAAAUAAACACAAAAAAAUUUAAAUAUACAAAAUCAAAGGAAAAUUUUGCCAUCAAUUUUUUUGUCCUCUAUCCUGUGUGAAUAUAAUUUCAUUUGGACUCGCCAACAAAAAAGUGAUGAUUCGUUUUAUUGCAAGAGUUGUAACAGUGAAGGUAAAAAUAGUUCCUGAUUUUUAACUGAGUUGCCACUUAUUUCAAUCUUAAAUUGCUAAUGAGUGUGGCCAUUCAACUUUCUACCGUGCAAAUCUUCGAAACAUAAAAUAACCAGUCGACAGAAGCAGACAUGAGAUAAUUGAGCUGACAACACUUUUUUGGAGGGAUUUUUUAUUUUUUAUUUUAUAAAAAAUAUCUCAAAGCUGUGUUGAGUGCUGCGAAUAACGAAUUGAUCACAAUGCCAGCCGAUAUUUUUCGUCGAUUUGGAGAGAAUGACGAAAAUGAAAAUAUGGUCUCGAAUUUGCCGUUGCUGUUUGCCGGCGGUUAUCCAACGUCAUUGGACAAGAUCAACGAAUCACAGUUGGAAAAGUUCAUCCCAUUUAUGGUGCAGUGUUCAUUAGGCGAUAUUCAAUCACCCGUGUUGGACAGUAGCUGUGAGCCUGAAUGGUGGCCAGAAGAUGUAUCGUUCACCAUACCACUGCGAAAACCGGCCAAUUUCACUGACGACUGGCUCACCAAACUGAAGGAAAUUGUCGCAAUUUGCUAUCAAUUUCACAAGAGCGUUUUUCUGCUGCGAUUCUGUGAAAAUCUAUCCGCAUACACACCGGAAAGUUUGCGAUUCAUCAACAACUACAACUCGACGACAUCACUGUUUGAUCGAGUCAGCAACAAGCUACUGGUGACUUUUCGUAAUGAAAACAUGCAAUACGAUAAUACGCGCAUAAACAACAAAAAGACAUUGAUGCCUCGAAUGCAAAACUCACAAUCAGGGGAACCUCAACAAAUGGUCGAACAGUCAUUGUUUGAUAUUUAUCUAUGUGAUAAUUGCGAGGCUGAACUUUACUCUUUGGACGCAUACCAAGAACAUGAAAAGAUUUGUGCUAGCGAUAAUAUGGCAUCCGAAUCGGAUGACGAUGAUGUCAUAUUCUGCGGUGAAGAGGAACCAUCAACGCCCGAGGAUAAAUCAACGCAGCAAAAUAGUUUCCUACAACAUUUUCAACUGUGCAGCAACAUUCCAUUGGAUGAAAAGAAGCCGUUGAUCAAAGCGUUAUCACCGCACAAACGAACCUCACAAACCGCAUCGUCACUGGGCAGCAAUAAUAACAACAGCAUUUUUAGUAAUAAAAAUAGUUGUGUGUCGGUUGGGCUGGAUAUGGAUGCGAUGACAGAUAAAAAAGUGAAACCGAGAGUGCCGCGACGAGCACCGGGUGUAAUGGCAUUGCUAAAAAGUCAAAUACCAAUCACAUCACCGGCUGGACAGCGGCUUAUUGCUCAAUCAAAUACUCCCAUUACCGAUGACUAUAUUCGUGAACGCGUCGAACGAUACGAGCGAUUUUGUGCGGCACCACCACUCGCUCCAGACGGCAGUAAUCGACCAAAGUUUUUGGAUAAAAAACCCAUGACUUAUAACAUCAGCACGUUCCGAAGUAAUACAAAACAUUUUCAUUCCUAUAAAUUCCCACGGCGACAAUUAUCAACGAAAGCACGCAACGAAGCUGUUGCACAACUGGAACGGAUUCAAUUGCAACAGACCCGCUGCAAGCCACUGCAUAUUACGGUACAACGGCUGUCACACAAGGAAAUUGAGAAUCUUAAAACACAACAGAAGGUGAAACGACGAAAAAUCAGUUUUAAACCAGAGGAUGUGAUUGAUAUCAUUGAUUUGUGCUCAGAUGCGGAAUCGACGACCGAUUCUAUCGAUGAAACUAUCGAAGCAUCGGAGACGAGUAGUUCAUCGACAAGAGUCGGCCGACGAAUGCAUUACAUUCAACCACCAGCCCAUAAUACACUUCUGUUUGUUGAUUGUUCCGUACCUAACGACAGCUUUGCACACAGCGGCGUUGAAAAUAUCAUCGAUCCACGGUUACAACUGAACACAACACGAUCACCAUACGAUUCCGCAGCGAAUUUAUUAGAUAGAAAACCGAUACUACGUACAAAACUGUACACAGCGACACAUCGAUCCGUUGACUUCCAGCAAAUCCAACAGGAUAAAGAGAAUCGAAUCUUUUCGUAUCUCAGCAAUCAGUCGAAUAAUCCGGGAUCGGCUGCAUUCAUCUAUGCUGAAGACGAUUUGAAUAUGAACAUCGACUCAUCGAUUGUGCCUGCCUCACUAUCAUCCAGCAAUCUGAUUUCCAUCGAUCUAACACUGUGAUAAGAUCGAUGAAUGCCAAAUUACAACACGGAUUCCGUGCAUACAGCACGCAAGUCAUUCAACUUCUCCAAGUUGACUCAUUCCACAACCGCAAUGCAACCCAUUCACACACACACUCACACUAACCCGCACGCAGGAAUUUCAAUACCACUGCGAUAGCCAGGUCCAAUAAUACGUUAUGUCAGUAUACGUGUAUCAAGUGUACAAGUUAAUUUGUUUGUUGUUAAUAUGAUAUGUACAUUAAAAUGAUCCUAUCACACACAAACAAACAAACAAAACAAAAAACAUUAAUAUUUUCUGUAUAAGAUUUAGCCGCGACCUAUCCCAAGCACCCUAGAUUAUGUAUGGUUAAAAAUUACGAUAUAGUUAGGCUAGACGCUAAAACCGAAUCAUAAGACUAGCUCAAAACAAAUAUAAUUUAAUGAAAAAGAAAAAAAACGCUAUUUUAAGCAUUAGGAGUAUAUUUCUCUUUCUUUCAUUUUUCACACAUCAACUCGACAAAUUCAGAUUUAAUCGAUUUAGUACAGAUUGUUUUCUUUUUUUUUACAUUUUUGAAUCGAUUAUUUUGUAUAAUAAGGCAGAAUAUCAAAAAUCGGUAUAAAUUUUAUUUAUCGAUUUGAUUUACUAUAAAAUCAGUUAAAAAACAAUUUCCGAAUUGAAUUAUCGAGUUUCGAUAUUUUGAAACAAAAAACACAAUUUUUGUUUUGAACAUUUUGAUGUUUUUCACUACAUCUGCCGAUUCUAAAUGGACAUCAAAAGAUGUUCUCAAUGUAAAAUUAACACUCUGUUGUCAUUGAAUAAUGAAUUUUGAUUCGAAAAAUCAAUUAGAUUUAUUUCGAUUUUUAUUUUCAAUAAAACCAAAAGCUUUAUUUUCUCGAAUAAGAACAAGAAACAAUCGAUAAAUCGAUCGAGUUAAAACUGUAAAUUAGCAUUCAUUUUCAAAUUCAUUCUCUUUCGUUGUUAUUUGUUAGAUUUUGAGUUUUUUUUCCACCUUCCCCGGAAACAUUUCAUCUCAGAUUGAGUUUGUUUUGCGCUACUAGACUGAAAAUUCUAUCGGCUUUCUCGCGUUUGAAUCGAAACGGUUGAAGUAAAAACAGAAAAAAAAAAUAUAUAUAUCAAUUCAUUUUAGAAUUAGUUUAAAGCCUUUAAAUAAAAAAGAAAAUCAACCACUUAUUAUUUAACAAUUCAAUAUUACGUUGUUUGAUGAAUUCUUUCUAAUCAUACAAUUUUAAUUUAAAAACAACAAGUUAUUUGUAAUAAAAUUGUGAAAAUUCAAAAAAAAAAUCGACUUAUUCAAGUAUAAAUAUUGAAAUACAAUAAACAAAUCUUGAAAUGGAAA